CAAAAAAUAUAAUUUUUUACAAUAUGGCUGACUUUAAAAAUUUUUUGUAUACAUGGUGCAGUAAAAAUUAUAAGACCCUUAAAUACUCAUAUAAUACCUUUAUAUCUAAUUAUCGUUCUCAAUUUACGUGCUCGGCUAAUAUAUCAACGUUUGAUUACGUAGGAACGGGAACUUCAACAAGUAAGAAAGAUGCUCAAACUUGUGCUGCUAAAGAUUUUAUAAACUUUUUAAUCAAAGAAGGCGCAAUACCAGCGAAUGCUUUAAGCUUAAAUGCAGCUGAUAAUGAAUCAAAUACUUCAAUUAAUAAUACACAUUAUAAUCAUUUAAUGGGUGAAGGUGAAAAUAUGACAAAUAUGAGUUCUAUAGAACCUGAUAAUGUACCUCAUAUAGAACCGUCAGAAAAUAAUUCAGAUGAGUUACUAAGACAACAAAAAUUGGAAGAAACCAAAAAUUUGGACAAAAAUGCAGAUAUUCAUGGAAAUUGGACUUUAGAAUAUGCAAAGUCUCGUUUGCAUCAAUAUUUACAGACAAAUAAAAUACACACUGAAUAUGUCUAUACAUGCGUGGGCACACCACAUAAUAGAAGUUUUAUUGCUGAAAUGAAAAUUUGUUUGAAGGAACAAGAUACAAAUAUCUCUGCAAAAGAGCAUGGCAUUACUAAGAUAAUCGCUUCAAAAGCUUGUGCACUUGUUUUAGUUAGACAAUUGUUUCAUAUGGGAAUUAUAGAAUCAUUUCAAGGACCCCCAAAGAAGGAGCAAUGGAAUAUGGAACCAUUUGUAGUGAAUCUUCAACCUACCAUCAUAGGAAAAUUAGAUAACACCUUAAAUUUGCUUCAUAUUCCACCAGAGCCAAUAGCAAUCGGGAAAGAAAUUUAUAAUGUUUACAAUUAUUCAGACUUAUUACCUGAAGAGAAUGAAACCGAUUUUGUAGAUAAAACAAUUGCCUGGUCAUUACCAGCUUCUAACUGGAAUCCAUGGACCUCCUUAGAUAUAGAUGACCAAUUACAAACAUCUUGUGAACUACUUAGCCUGGAUAUAAACAAAAAAUGGGAAGCAAAACUUGAACAAUAUCCGAUCAUGAGAAAAAUUUUGGAUGAAAGAGAUCUCCUCCCUAUUUUUGAGUUAAAAGGACAAAUUUUGAACUUGAUUCAAAAUAAUUCUGUGAUAAUUAUAAAAGGACCAACAGGUUGUGGUAAAACGACUCAGGUCCCUCAAUACAUAUUAGAUGAUUAUAUGGAAAAAGAGAAAGGUGGUGAAUGUAGUAUUUUGGUGACUGAGCCCAGAAGGAUGAAUUGUUUAUUAGCUGCUGAACGUGUUUGUGAAGAAAGGCUAGAGAGCUUGAGUGGGGAUACAAGUGCAGUUGGAUAUACAACCCCAUUUAUUACAAAAUAUCCUCGCCCAUUUGGCUCUAUUUUAUUUUGCACUACAGAAUAUUUAGUCAAAAAACUGGAAAAAGGGCUUAAAGGUGUUUCCCAUAUUAUUAUUGAUGAAAUUCAUGAAAGAGAUUUAUAUACUGAUUUUUUACUUCUUGUGUUGAAAGGCAUGAUUUCCAUAUAUCCUAAUAUAAAGAUCAUACUUAUGUCAGGCUCCAGAGACACCGAGAAGUUUUCAAAAUAUUUUGAUGAUUGUCCAGUUAUAGAAGUUUUUGUAAGAUCGUAUCCAGUUCAAAGGUAUUUUUUGGAAGAUUGUGUUCAAAUGACUAAUUUCGAUUUCGAUGGCUCUGUGUCAUCAGCCAUAGCAAAAAUCGCUAUGAAAAGAAAACAAAAACUAGAGAAUACUGAUAUAAAACUAAAUGGUGAAGGUGAUGAAAUAGAUAAUGUUGAUGAAAAUAAUGAUGACACUCGAACAAAAAUUGAUGAAACAAUGAAAUAUGACGAAAAUUUUAUGAAUAUUAAUUUAAACGCAUGUGUAUCUAAAGCAUAUAAGCCUGAAACUCGACAUGCUUGCUCAAAAUUGAUGGAGAAUGAUAUAUCCUUUGAAUUGAUUCAUGCAUUACUAGAAUAUAUUGAUAGUUUACAAAAUCCGGGUGCUACACUUAUAAUUUUCCCAGGAAUAACCUACAUCACUAGUUUCAAUAAAUAUCUUAUAAACAUUCCAAAAUAUAAUAAUCCACAAACAUGUCGAAUUUUUCAAUUCCACUCUUAUAUAACCCAUGAAGAACAAAGGAAAGUCUAUCAAUUAACUCCUGUUGGAAUUAAUAAAAUCAUAUUAGCUACAAAUAUAGCAGAAACAAGUGCUACAAUAAAUGAUGUUAUAUAUGUUGUCGAUACCUGCAAAGUUGACACCAGAAUAUACGCCCCUGCUAAUGAUUCAAUUUAUUAUAUAACUCGAUUUGCUUCAAAAUACAAUUUAGAGCAAAGAAUGGACAGUGCUGGCAGGGUUAAGCCUGGAUUUUGCUUUCAUUUGUGUAGCAGAGCUCGAUAUGAAACUUUGGAUGACACCUUGGCCCCAGAAAUCUUUUCAGCUCCACUACACGAAAUAUGCUUGAUUAUUAAACACCUAAAAUUAGGUAACAUUGCUGCAUUUUUAUCAAAGGCUAUUGAUCCACCUUUAAUCGAAUAUGUUAAUGCUAGCCAAGCUAGUCUUAUAGCAAUGGGGGCCCUACAACUUCUAAAAAACGAAUCAAAGGAUAAUAUUAAGUUAACAUCCUUAGGCAAUAUCCUAGUUACACUACCCUUUGAACCAAAAGUUGGCAAAAUGGUCAUAUUUGCUACUAUUUUAGGAUUGGGAGAUUCGUUAUCUGUUAUUGCAGCAUUUAUGUAUUAUCAAAGGUUUUUUGACAUUGAAAUCAAAAAAUCUAAAUUAACUUUCCAAGAAACCCACGGUCGACUCAGUGAUCAGGUCUCUCAACUCAUAACAUUUCAAAGAUGGGAAAAGGCCAAGAAUAUUGAUGAAAUUACGGAAAUCAAUUACUGCAAAGAAAAUAAUAUUCCAAUUGCCUACCUGAAACUGAUAAAUGAAACCAAAAAUAUAAUCAAGAAACAUAUAAAUAGUAUUGGAUUUGAUUUAGAGAUCUUAAAAUCAAGCAAUAUCGAUACAAAUUCUGACAAUAAACUAGAUAUGAUACUUGCUCUAUUGUGCAUAGGAUGCAAUACAAACUUUGGUUAUCAUAUACGAAAAAGAAAAGUAAUGAUUGUAGGUGGGAAUGAAGCUUUGAUUAGUCGAAAAUCAAUUUUGUGUUCCAACAAUAUAUUUCAUAGUCCAUUUAUGGUUUUUGGAGAAAUGACUAGUACUAAAAGAAGUGCCUUGAUUGACAAAAUAUCUGAGAUAUCAUUAAUUGAUAUUUUAGUAUUUGGAACCUUUAAACUAAAAAUUUUGGAUAAUAACAUCGUUUUAAUUGAUAAUUGGAUUAAACUCAAAGUAGACCCCUACAUUUUAUCUAAAUUCACUUCAUUGCGAAGUGUUGCUGAAAAAUUACUCGAAACUUUAUGUUUCAAUCCCAGUUUUUUGAAUGAAAUAAGAGUAUGUCAAAGUAAACCAGGAUUUAACAAGUUAAACAAUAAAAAGGAUGAUACAGCCACGAAAGCAGUUCUUCUUAUAAAUGGACUUUACAAAAUUUGUGAAAUUGAUUCUAUUAAAGCACAUGAAAAAAUGGAUAUGGAUGACCAGAAUAUAAUGGGGGAAUUAAAUAGACUAAAUAACUAUGUACUUUUAGAGGAAGAAGCAGGAGAUGAAGAUGGAGAUAAAUUGAGCGUUUUAUCCUACAAUUCGGGUGAUUCAUAUCAUGCUUCCCAUGCUAAAUUAAUCAGGUUUAAGCAUGCAGCCCUGGUGGACCAUUCAACCAACUACAAUCCCAAAUUAAAAGAUUGCACAUUCAUUCCCACCAACCUUGGAUCUCUGUUACAAAGUAUUGACAAAAAGGAUGAAAUACCAGAAGCUUCAUCUUAUGAUAUCAACACCUACACUGAUGAUCAUGUUGAUUUAGUUAAAUAUGAUAAGGGUCGACCUCCAUCAUUCUUUUCUCCACGACCUCUUUUUAGUCGCUUUAGAGGACCACCACCACCAUUUAUGCAUCGACCACCUGGACAUUUCAGACAUUUAGCACCUUUUCGUCAUUUUGGAGGUCCUCGUCCUUAUCGUCCACCCAUGAUGUGGGAUAAUAAAUCCAAUAAACGCUAUUUCCUUAGUGAUGUUAACAAACGCAAGAAAAAAAGGAAAACGACAACACCAAUUACUGCUAACAAAGUUAAUGCUACUUCUGGUUCAGCAACUGUUGAUAGUGCACCAGCCCCACCACCUCCAUUCAUUGAUACCUCAAAUAUAACAAGCGAAAAUAUAAAAGGUGUUCGUAUUGACCAAUUGGAUGAUAAAACGAGGGAUAUUGUACUUAGAGCCCGCAAAAGAGCCAAAAGGGAACGUUACAUGAAAAAUAAAAAGGAUCAAGAAGGUAGUACAGGGAAUGCGGUUGCAUCUAAAUUUACAAAUAAAAGACGCUCUUUUAACCAAAAUAAGAAGUUUAAUCUAGCUCCUUUCCCCAAAACUGGUGCAAAUAAAUCAUCAAUCACCCCCUCCUUGAAUUCUUCUCUUAACAGUAAUCCCCCAACUACACCAUCUUCCAAUACAUUUGCAUAUAAACCAACAUCCAAUCUUAAAUUUAAUAAAUUUAAAAAGCCACUAAGUGCAUCUUUUACUAAAGCAACAGGUCCACCUGCCAAUUCAUUCAAAUUUACUGAAUAUUCGAACUUGAGCAAUCCACAAACUGUGCAACAAGCAGGAUCUCAAAUGAACUACAAUGAUCCAUCAGUUGCUGCUAUGUUUAAUAUGUUUAAUGCUGGCUAUCCCAGCAUGCCAAACCAGCCUCCAUUUAACUCUUUUAUGCCUAAUCAAUACGGUUUUUAUCCAAAUUUUCCCUUUCAAUAAAAAAUAAAAACUUUUUUGUAAUAAAUGCAUUAUCUAAUUUUAUUUUAUACUUUUUUCAAAUUUAGUUUACACGUUUAUUUUUAAAAAUAUAGUUAGUUAUAUUAUUGCUUAGUUAUACUAAAAAUACACCAUUAUAACAUAUUUCAAUUUAUUAAUUAUAUUUUGUAUAAAUAAAUGUGAUAUCAUACAUAAAA
Messenger RNA from Gordionus sp. m RMFG-2023, 5053 nucleotides. RefSeq names its product ATP-dependent RNA helicase A-like. Gene Ontology annotation, cellular component: intracellular anatomical structure; ribonucleoprotein complex; nucleolus. The transcript is spliced from 28 exons. Gene Ontology annotation, molecular function: 3'-5' DNA helicase activity; ATP binding; RNA helicase activity. Gene Ontology annotation, biological process: regulation of mRNA processing; positive regulation of transcription by RNA polymerase II. The record is from RefSeq and is a predicted model, not a curated record. Lineage: Eukaryota; Metazoa; Nematomorpha; Gordioida; Chordodea; Parachordodidae. Bases 24 to 4859 code for a protein of 1611 amino acids.